GAAGCUCACCGCUUUGCGCUCCAUUUAAGGUCGCGAGGCCUACGCGUCCUUUCGAAGCGACGGGCGGACGGAGAUCGAAAUUCCCCUGCGAUUGAUCUCUGUCGCCGGGAGUCUGUGAUGGCGGAGGGGAGGGAUCGGGAAGAGGCGGCGGAGGGCGGACGCGGAGGAGGGAUGGGCAGGCUGGUGACGGCGGAGUUACGGGAGUUGUGGACAAUGGCGGCGCCGAUCACCGCGUUGAACUGCCUGGUGUACCUACGGGCGAUGGUGUCGGUGGUGUGUCUGGGGCGACUCGGCCCGCUGGAGCUCGCCGGCGGCGCGCUAUCCAUCGGGUUCACUAACAUCACCGGCUACUCCGUGCUGUUCGGACUCGCCUCCGGCCUCGAGCCGCUCUGCUCCCAGGCCUACGGUUCCCGCAACUGGGAACUCAUCUCCCUUUCGCUCCAGCGCACCAUCUUGCUGCUGCUGCUCGCCGCCGUCCCCAUCGCUGUCCUGUGGGUCAACCUUGGCCCCAUCCUCGUCGCCCUGGGGCAGGACCCGGCCAUCACGGCCGCCGCCGCCACCUACUGCCUUCACUCCCUCCCGGACCUCCUCACCAACGCCCUCCUCCAGCCCCUCCGCGUCUUCCUCCGCUCCCAGGGCAUCGCCCGCCCCAUGGCCGCCUGCUCCGCCGCCGCCGUCCUCCUCCACAUCCCUCUCAACUUCCUCCUCGUCUUCGUCCUCCGCCUCGGCGUUCCCGGCGUGGCUCUCGCCGCCGUCGUCACCAACCUCAACAUGGCCCUCUUCCUGCUCGGCUACCUCCGCGUGUCGCGCGCCUGCGAGCUCUCCUGGCGGGGAUGGUCCAGGGCGUCCCUCCGCGGGCUCUCCCCGGUGCUCCGCCUGGCGCUCCCCAGCUGCAUCGGCGUCUGUCUCGAGUGGUGGUGGUACGAGAUCAUGACCGUGCUAGCCGGCUACCUCCCCGACCCGACCUCCGCCGUCGCCGCCACGGCCGUCCUCAUCCAGACCACCAGCCUCAUGUACACCGUCCCCAUGGCUCUCGCCGCCUGCGUCUCCACAAGGGUGGGCAGUGAGCUCGGCGCCGGGAGGCCGAAGCGGGCAAAGAUGGCGGCGCUGGUGGCGCUCGGCUGCGCAGUCGUGAUCGGCGUCAUCCACGUCGCGUGGACCACGCUCUUCCGGGAGCAGUGGGCGAGGCUGUUUACGGUGGACGCGUCGGUGCUGCGGCUGGCGGCGGCCGCGCUUCCGCUCGUGGGACUGUGCGAGCUCGGCAACUGCCCCCAGACCACCGGGUGCGGCGUGCUGCGCGGGACGGCGCGACCGGCCACCGGGGCGCGGAUCAACCUCCUCUCUUUCUACCUGGUGGGCGCCCCUGUGGCGGUCGGGCUGGCGUUCCAGCUCCGCAUCGGCUUCGGCGGGCUCUGGUACGGCCUCCUGACGGCGCAGGCGGUGUGCGUCGUCCUGGUGCUGGCCGUGGUGCUUCUGCGCACCGACUGGGAGGUGGAGGCACUGCGGGCCAAGAAGCUGACCAACUUGGAUGUGACAGUGAUGUCCGAGGACGCCAAGGCACUGAUAAUUUGCGACAGUGACGACGAAGCUGUUCGAGGCAUAUAGUGGGGCGGGAGGUGAACAGUGUGAUCUGUAGCUUUUAGGAAGUUGCGGUUUGUGGUUGGCAGGGGAUGGGGAUGGGAGUCAUAUAAAGAAGCUUUUAGGCGGCGACGAUGACUACUUGCUUUCUGCUGAUCUCUUUCUCUCUCUCUCUCUCUCACUGUCUCUGCUCAAAAUCGUCUCCAGGUUUAGAAUCAAAUGAUGCCUUCACAGAGAGCA
This is a messenger RNA of Musa acuminata subsp. malaccensis (wild Malaysian banana), 1818 nucleotides long. Its product is annotated as protein DETOXIFICATION 54. Lineage: Eukaryota; Viridiplantae; Streptophyta; Magnoliopsida; Zingiberales; Musaceae. Gene Ontology annotation, molecular function: xenobiotic transmembrane transporter activity; antiporter activity. Gene Ontology annotation, biological process: xenobiotic detoxification by transmembrane export across the plasma membrane. The record is from RefSeq and is a predicted model, not a curated record. Gene Ontology annotation, cellular component: membrane.